UGUGCACAGCCCCUGCCUUAGGGCCUGCCAACUCGAGAAGACUUUCAAAGUGUGUUUCCUGAGCUCCACGUGUGACAGGGUCAGGGACACGGGGAUACAAAGAUAGUUCUGCCCUGAGGAAUCUUACCUCAUAAGGAGACUGGCCUUUGUGGGAGUGACACGGGGAAUGGCAAGUGCCGUAGUGGAGGAAGCAGUGCUGUGGGGCCACAGGACCUCACACUGGCCCCAGACUAGCAGGCGUCAGGCCCAGUAGGUUCCUCCAAGUGGACUCAACAUAGGGCCACGGUGACUUCACAUCCUGCCUUGGAGAGCUCAGCCCACCAGGGUGGCAAUGAAGAUUAGAUAUACAGAUGCUUGGAACAGAAGAUAUGCUCCUAAAGUGACAGUUAACUGUUUUGAUUUUUGAGUCAUUCAACAAUUAUUUAAUGAGGUACCUGCAUGUUCCAAGAGUUACCACAAAGCACUGGGAGAGAUAACACAACAACAACAAAAAAGGACCAUAUAUACUCAAAAACAACGAAAGGACAGGUUCCAUCUUCCUGGAGCAGAGCUUUAGCUGUACACAUGAUGUGGCGAGCCACCUCUACAGGACUGGAGUUACAGAGGAAUCAGGAACCCCUGACUUCAGGCUCUCAGCCCUCCUUGGCUUCCAAGGUACUUCUGUCUCCCAGGAUCAGUAAUGGAAAAGUCCGCAGGCAGGAAAAAGACAACCCAGGCCCCAAAGGAUGAAGUGGUUGUUCAAGAGGCCACUCUCAAAGAAGAGAAAGCAUCGAGUGGGAAAAGGCCAAACAAGAGGUGCACAGGGGCCAGAAAACACCGCAAAGAGCCGACUCUGAGCCCUGAGGAUGAAGCCCAUCUCUUUGAUGCCUUUGAUGCUUCAUUUAAAGAUGACUUUGAGGGGGUGCCUGUUUUUGUUCCCUUUCAGAGGAAGAAACCCUAUGAGUGCAGUGAAUGUGGACGGAUAUUUAAGCACAAGACAGAUCACAUUCGCCAUCAAAGAGUUCACACAGGAGAAAAGCCCUUUAAGUGCGGUGAGUGUGGGAAGACCUUCCGGCACAGCUCUGAUGUCACUAAACACCAGAGAAUUCACACUGGUGAGAAGCCCUUUAAAUGUGGGGAGUGCGGGAAGGCCUUUAACUGCGGCUCCAACCUCCUGAAACACCAAAAAACACAUACAGGUGAGAAGCCCUAUGAGUGUGAGGAGUGUGGAAAAGCCUUCGCCUAUAGCUCCUGUCUCAUUCGCCACCGGAAGCGCCACCCGAGGAAGAAGCACUGAGCAGGCAGUGCCCUGUGGCACUCUGAGUUUGUGCUUAUGCACCAUGGCUUCUCUCAUUCCUGGAAGCCCCAAGGGUCAUGUACAAUGUACCGGGUGUGCCUCUGACUACCUGGCUCUGUCAUCACUAGAAAAAUCCACCUGUCAGGCAUGUGAGCAACUAAGCCAACAGAGGAAAUCUCUGUACCAAGACAGUGAUAACACAGAAGCUCCCCAGACUCAUUGCAACUCCACUCAUUUUCUGAAAUACUCCAUACCACUUGGGGCUCAGCACCAGAGACCAAUGGCACAAGCCCUGGAACACAGCAACACCCAACAGGAGCAGCACCCACCGCUGGUGAGGACCCAGCGCCUCCUACUUCUACAUCAGCCCUUCCGCCAGCACAUCUAAGGACUCUAGCCUGUGGACACUCAGCCCCCUGGCUCUCUGAGCCCAGCCCUAUGCAGCUGAGAAUAGCUGGGACCUCAUGCUGGAUAGCAGUGCUCUGUAGUGAGCUUAGGGGACACUGGGUGGCACCAGUUCUCACUCAUUCCUACACAGCUGGCCUCAGUGAUUGUCCUGUGAUUUGUUUUCCGGCUUCUUUCCUUGGGCUGGAUCACCAGUCCCUGAGUUCAGGCUUUGUCCCCAGAACUGGGCCACAUUGUGUGCCCUUCUGCCCUAGCUGUCAUCUCAAAUGGGCAGCCUGACUCACCUGGAUCAUCUCAUUGGACACUGCCCUUGAACACUGCCACCAUGGGAGAUUUCUUCCCCAGACAGGAAGUGGGACCCAGGGUGCCGUCAGCCCCACCAUUGGCAGCUUUCAUGCACUUGAUGGUCAGACAUAGCUGUGGCCCUUCCCAAUGGUGGCCCUCAGUUAGGACCAAUAGGACAAGACCCAGAUGUGGAAUACCAUAAUGCCGAAUACCUUUCUUGUGUUGGGCCACACAGACACCUACAACAGUGUGUAGACAGCAGGCAGUACCAUGGCCCUCCAGCAGCUGACUGCUAGAGUGGAUCACCCCAGCAAGAAGCUCUGAUGAGACAUGCGUACAAAGGAACCUCAAAAGCAGUAGGAAAGACCCCCACAAUCCUGCAUUCAAGGAAGGAACAGAGAGGACCAGUGUCUACAUGCAGUUCCUUGGGCAGAGGAUGCAACAGAGAGGCGGCUGGGGACCUGCACACUGAAUGGCUGGCCCCGUGAGGUCAGCUUGAUGGCAAGACAGGGUGAGUUCAGGGAGGCCUUUCAGACACAGUGGGCAAAGGCAGGGCCCUUCCUGGUUCCCAAACCAACUUUUCAUGAGUGACCAGCAGUCCUUGCUCACUAUCAGCUGGUGCCCAGCACUAGCUUCGGACUUUAGUAAGGCCACCCUGCAGAGGCAGUUAAGAAACCCAUUCAAUUUUCACAACCUUCUGGACAUCUAAGAUGUUCCCAAGGGGAAACCUGAGACCCCCCUCAACCAAGCAUCAGAGUUCUCGUUGCAGGAAAAUGUUUAACCAAAGCUAGAAACGUCCUAGGAGUAUGAGGUGUCCACAGCGGUUAGGGCCUAUUACCUGGGCAGCAUAACCUGAACCGCAUGUCCAGCAGACACUGUCUCCCAAAGCCUUGACCUGCAGGAAGAGCAUGGCCAGCAGAGCUGCAGCUGGGCAUCACAUGCAGAGAGUCUCUGCCAGAGACCAGGCUUUGAGUGUCCCUCCAAGUGCUCUGUGACCCUCACUUGCAUCUGUUGUCCCUGAAGCCUCAUCCCAGUUGGGCAGGAAGGCAGAAACCAUCUCUUGGGAGAAGCAGGAGGUGAGCAUGUUGGAGAGGGGACCCUCCCUUGGGACCAACAUCUCAGGGACACAAACCCAGCUGCACAGUGCCAGGGCCUCAUCUGCACAGGGAGGGACAAGGCUGACCAGUGAGGCAGACUUAGCCCAGACUGAGUCCACUUGUUUCCUGACAGGCUGUGAUCUCAGAGUGCACAUGAGCUUCGUUUCUAGUGACCUUGCCAGUCCCUCCCAAUUUGGGCACCAAGAUGUAAUUGUUCCUUUUCUGUAAAAGUGGGCUGAGACACCAAGACAUGCUGCACAGGAAGGCAAACCUGGAGGAGGGAGGGGUCUCCUGGGCCAAGGUACACGAUUUGUGGCUUCUGGGGAGACUCAAAAAAAAAGAGGAUAGGGUGGACUUCCAGGUGGUGUGGACAAGGAGCUGGGCCCCUGUGCCAUUAGUUAACUUCAGGUUAGGAUACUGCUCUUAGCAUCAGGAGAGCCUUCUAGAGCCUAGUGCCUCAAGAGGUUAUUUGCUCCUCACUGGUUUCCUCCUCAGUCACUAGCUGCAUGGUCAGUGCACUGAGGACAAGCAGAUUUUCCUCACCUUGACCAAACCUUGGCUGUAGUGACACCCAAGUUGGCAAUGUUGCACUGCAGAUGGCUCUAGAGAAUCUCUGGACCUGCACAGGGUUCCUGCUGCCUCUGGGCCCAGCUGCCUGUCCAUGUCUCACCUCAGCCUGGUUGAGGGGGCUGUUGUUUCCAUCUUUGUACCUCUUCGCUUUCCUGUGGUUCUAACUCCUGGUGUGGCUGAACCCUUGGCAUGUCCUUACAUCCUCUCAUGAGAUGUGUGUCCUGCUCUUAUUUCAAACCGCAGUGACUAGUGUGUUGUGAACAACUUUUGACAGCCAUGGUUAUGGUCUCUUGUGUUGUGGCAGAUACUUUCCUAGUGUGAUGUUUCCCAGUUACAUCAUCCAAAAAAUUUAACUUCCAACUCACCUAAGUUGUUAAACUUUACUUUCAUACAAUAUCUUUAGUCUGUAGUGUGAACAUUGGGACAUUCUAUUUGUCUUUGGCAUAGGUGCCACUUUGUAUGUGGUUCCCUUAUCCUGUGGAUUGCUGUACAGGUCCCCACAUUGCCUGCAGCGACCCCGUGAUACUCAUUAGCAGACACUAACUUUCCUACUGCUUAUGAAUAUUUUCUCACAGAAUAAAAUGUCUAUUUCUAACUCGCUUCCUGUGUUCCA
Fukomys damarensis (Damara mole-rat) is the source of this 4246-nucleotide messenger RNA. RefSeq names its product ZFP41 zinc finger protein (gene Zfp41). The transcript is spliced from 5 exons. Bases 680 to 1276 code for a protein of 198 amino acids. Gene Ontology annotation, biological process: regulation of transcription by RNA polymerase II. Lineage: Eukaryota; Metazoa; Chordata; Mammalia; Rodentia; Bathyergidae. Gene Ontology annotation, molecular function: RNA polymerase II cis-regulatory region sequence-specific DNA binding; DNA-binding transcription factor activity, RNA polymerase II-specific. The record is from RefSeq and is a predicted model, not a curated record.